UAUGUUUUCAUGUUUGACCGCGCAGAUGUAAUUAACAUCGAUUUUCACGUAAAAUAAUUUUAGCUUAAUUAAAAAUGCCUGAAACAAUUAUAGAAAGUGUCCUUAAUGGUAAAAUUGAUACCGCCCUCCUUAUAAAGUGGCUAAAUUGUGAUGCAAAAGAGGAUACUCCUGAAGAUUGUGUGUUGCUGUGUUGUAAUAGAAGUGAAUUUGUGGCCCAUUUUUUGACGUAUUUGAGGAAUCAGACGGACAGCGUAAUCCGGACGAACAGCAAUGCAGCGCAACUGCUGCAACACCAGAGCACUCCGGAGAAGAUGCUCAACUCCCGCAGGAAGCACCGGCGCUCCAUCAGCGACCCCACCAGCGACGACCGCACCAUGGACAGCCUCACUGUCAAAACUGACAGGCAAAGAAGCCACGAGUCUCCCAGCAAAGACAAGAAACGCACCGGAAGAAGAGUUAAAACUAAGUUGUUCACUGAAGAAAAGCUGUCUAAAGAGCAAUCGGUCUCGUCUGAUGACUCAAGGUUGAGCAUCGGAGUGGAGAGAGUCAUGAUAUCCAGUACACCGAUGAAGAAUAGCAAGGAUUACCCGAAUUUGCCUCUGACGAGCCCGGUCACUCCAAACAGGAGUUUCAAAGAGUUCGAACGGUGCGAUACGCCAAGAUUGAACCAUAGACAUUCUAGAUCACACGAGAAAAGCUGCCUAGGUGACUACCUAGCGUCUGCACAGAAGAGUUCCAAAAAGAAGAAAGGGAAGAACACUUCAAAUGAGGAUGCGGAUGUGAAAACUGAAUUGGAUCUGAGCAAUUCUGAGAUGUUUCCAGAAAUCGGAGUCAGGAAGUCCAGUUCUUUGCGUUCCGACAGGCGGAGGAUCAAACCGACUAAUAUUGACCGUAGUACGUCACAAAAAAGCUUUUCGCUAAAUAGUUUCAACUCGGAAUGCUUCCAGCAGCCGUCGCCGCUAGCGUUAGAAGAUAAUAUAGCAUUUAAACCGCAGAAUGUGCCGACAAAAGAAGUUUCGAGCAGUUUCGACGCUGAGCGAAGCAUUUUGAAACAGGAGAGGCACAAAUUGAUGGAGAAAUUCAACAUUUUGAACACAUCUUCGACUCAGAAGAGCGUAAAAACACCACAGAUUAAUGUGAUACAGAAUAAUUCUUUCGACAAUAUUAACUAUAUCAAAUCAGACUCGAGCAAAGUUGUUUUAAAAGAGAAAAUCGAUAUACUAAUCGAUAUUUACGAUGUUCUAUUGAAGAAUAAUUUAAUUCUUAGCGUGAUAACGGAAUUGUACUUUUUGAUAUCGAUAAUACUGUCCAAACAGAACGAAAUCGAUUACGAAGAUGCUGAAUUGAAUUUGAGUAAAGAUAAUUUGGAUUACUUAUUGAAAUCGAUUCAUAACAGCACUUAUUUCGCUGUGAAGUCAUUGUGGAAUCAGCGGGUUAUAUUAGAGGUGAUAUUGGACAGGAAUUCUUUGAAAAUACUCGGUGAGAACAAGAAGGUUAGGUCGUUCUAUCCGGACUUAGCCAAGUUCUUACUUAAUUCUUACGGACUGAAGUGUGAAGCGGAGAAGGCACAAGGAAAGAAGUGUAUUCUGGAUAUGAGGCCGUCCAACGGAGUGAUAUGUUUCAACUUUGAGACGGAUAAUAUUGAUAAUUUCCCGACAGCGCUUAGCUUCCAAAGUUUUAAGAAGCAGAGAGACAUGUUUUAUGAAUUGCUCAGAUGGUACCAAGACUGCCAGUCCACCGGCUCGUCCCGCAACACGUUCCGAGCUCGGCUCAAGCCGCUGAUGGCGGCGAGUUGUCACGCGGCCAACCAUCAGCAUCUCGCCGCACUAUUUGUGAAGCAAAUGUUGGCGGGACUGCCGCACAAUACGCAGGAGAGCCGGCUGAGCAAGCUGCACGUGCGGCUGACGCGCGCCGACGCGCCCGCGCCGCGCCGCCCGCACUUCGCGCACGCGCACCACUUCUACAAAGAAUUCAUAAUGAAUACGGACAACGAAUCGUUUCGAGUACACUUGAGGCACACCUUGGCAUCCGAGAUUGUCACUUUGGACUCUACGCAGUUGGUGGAAGGUUCUAACACGGACAUGUGCCGGGAGUACUUCCACCUGGUCAAGAAGCUGUCUCUGCUGGCCAAGUUUCUGGGCUACCUGACCUCGUUGCCGUACUCGCUCAAUAUUGACGCGAAAGUGGGACGUACCGUAUUGACGGAACAGCCGUUCGACACGCCCAAAGAGAAGGUCCUGGAGAACGAUUUAGCGCUGAGGAAUUAUAGCCAACCGUGCCUAGACCUCCAAGGUCUACUCAGAAACGCGCAAGAAAACUCCCGCCUUUGCAUAACCUUACCUUGGCUUGUACACUACCUGUCUAUGCUAGAUUACACGUCAUUGAGAAUCAAAUACUACCAACAAAUAAUAAAAACAAUAUUCUCAAUCUAUUCAAAUUUGAAAUUCGAAUCCAAAUACAAAAAGAACACGUUGAUAUUUUUGAAAUCAAUACUCGGCUGGUUGUUCGAUUUGCCGCAUUUUCCUGUCGAAAUUUUCUAUGAAAAGUUUGAAUUUAGAACUGUUUAUAGUAGUGAUGUGAACGUGGAUUCUUAUGAUAUUAUCGAUGAGAGUGUUUUGUUCGAGCUGUGCCCGUACCUUAGGGAUGUGAACGUGCUGUUAUCGACAUGUAAGGUGGGGCAGGAGCAAAAAGAGAGCUUUAGACACAUAACGCCAGUUAGUUUGAGUUUUAAUCCUGAAGAUCGGAUCAGGAAUAAGGAGAAGGAAUUGCAGAACCGUCUAGAAGAAGAGCUACUGAAAAGUCAACCGGCCUCGACUCGGCGCGUUCUGGAGUUGGUGUCCGAGCGAGUGACGUCGCUCUGCGUGCGGGAACUCUCCGCCAAGCUCUUGUGCGAAGCCCGAGACAAGGCAAGAGCGCACGCCGCCACUGUGGUCAGAACUCAUAACGGAGAUACGAACCUUCUGCAGACUUUGCAGUCGCUGUACUCCACUCACGUGGAGCAGCUCAGAUCGCGCACACUACAAUCGGCUGAGCAGUUAGUUCGCUGUCGCACGGCGGCCGCCCUGCGAGCCUUGUUGCCGCACGCGGCGCCGCCUAUCCUCGCGCUGGCCGCCAGGGGCUGCCUCAGCCGGCUGCAGAAGUGGAUCAAUGACAAUUGGAAUACAACUGCUAUUCUUUGCAAAGACGUAGAAGCUGAAAUGAAAACGCUCCUAGUAAUAGGCGAGCCGUCCCCCAGCGCCGCCCCGCGGAAGGCCGUGGAAGCUCUGCUCGCUCCCGCGGUCGUGUUCUACGCGGCCAACGUCAGCCCCGCCGCUUGCAUCAUCAACUUGAAGGAACAAAUCUGCCUUCUCCUGGACGACGAGCCGGCCGGCGAGCUGCCCGCCAUCUUGGCGUCGUGCGCGGCGGCCUGCGCGCGCCGCAACGUGUUCGCGCGCGACUCCUCGCGCCGCGCGCUGCUGCGGCUCAGCGUCGAGCUGGGGCUCGUCGUGGUGAGCAAGAAACCCUCAGAAAUAACCGAGACGUUCCUCAACCAACUGCACAAUAUCUGGAACACGUGUUGCCCGGACCGCAAGCGGACCCAAUCGCAAGAUCUGUCCAUCCCUGAGAGAAGGGAGGAUAUCUCGCCGGAAUUCCGCAACUUCGAAGACGACGAUCGAGUUCAAACUCCUGUAUCUGACGAGGAGAACCAGAAUAAUCCUGUCGAAGGCAAGAUAUUAGUACUAGAAGGCAAUUUGGCACAGAUUGAAGGCAAAACGUUACAAAAUGAAGGCGGAACAUUACAAAAUGAAGGCAGAACAUUACAAAAUGAAGGCGGAACAGUACAAAAUGAAGGCAGAACAUUACAAAAUGAAGGCAAAACAUUACAACAUGAAGGCGGAACAUUACAAAAUGAAGGCAAUUCAAUGCAAUUAGAAGCGAACAGUGUGAACGACAGCAAAAGUGUUGAUAAUAUAGCGGAAGACAAUAACAAUGAAAUGUUAGAGUACUUUGAGAGAAUUUUGUGUCCGAGGAACAUAGCUUUGUUGAGUGCGUCCAAGUGUAAAUCGAGUGAUGUUUGGGAGUCAUUGGCCACGGUGUUAGUGUUUCUGUUGAGGAAUGACUAUCUGAGUGAAGACUCGCUGACAGAGCAGUGCUUAGCUGUUUACAGGCAGGACUGGCCGCAGAAUAUAUUGGAAAGUCUAUCGACAUGCAUGAGGUCGGUCUCCUCCCGUUGGUCUAGAUGUUCCACCGGAAAGUUCACGCUGUUCCUGGACUUCUUGGCGGAGUACUGCGGCGAUAUGGACUACGAGCCUGCUAUGGACGACGAUGUGUAGGCUCUGUCUACCCCGUAGGUUUUAUGUGAACAACGUGAUGUAUGAUGAAGAUUGGAGAUUUUUAUGUUCUGACUAAAUGUAUGUAUUGUAUAUGUUAUGAAAUUAAUGUGCGGGAUUGUUGGCUCUGUCUAUCCCUGUACACGUGAUAUUUGAAGAUUGAAUUGUUAUAAAGUACCGUGUGGUUACAGGCACCGAAAGAAAAAAAUAAGAGCACUCCAUCUCUUUCUCAUGGAUGUCGUAAAAGGUGACUAAGGGAUAGGCUUACAAACUUGGGAUUCUUUUUUAGGCGAUGGGCUGGCAACCUGUUAUUAUUUGAAUCUCAAUUCUAUCAUUAAGCCAAACAGCUGAACGUGCCUUUUAGUCUUUUCAAGACUGUUUGCUCUGUCUACCCCGCAAGGGAUAUAGACGUGAUUAUAUGUAUGACUGUAAGAAAUAAAAUAAAUGAAUAUUUAUUACAUCUAUACUAAUAUUAUAAAGCUGAAGAAUUUGUUUGUUUGAACGCGCUAAUCUCAGGAACUACUGGUUUGAAUUGAAAAAUUAUUUUUGUGUUGUAUUGACUAUUUAUCGAGGAAGGCUUUAAGCUAUAUAACAUCACGCUGCAACUAUAAGGAGCGAAGAAAUAAUGGAAAAUGUAAUGCUUCAAUGAUGCCCAAAAUAACUAUUCCACGCGGACGAAGUCGCGGGCACAGCUAUUAUAUUAUAUUAGUAUAGAUUAUGAAUUACCGGAGCGAGUAUCUUAUUUAUAAAUUUAAGAAUAAUCAAGGAGGGAUAUAAAAUUUGUGACUUUUUAAACUGUAUCGGGAGUUAUGAAUGUGGAUGAAGCGAAGGAAGUAUGCAGAGAUCGUGGCGAGUGUAUGUACGUAGUCUCUGCCUACCCCGUUCGGGAAAGAGGCUUAAUUUUAUGUAGGAAUAAUAAUAAUAUGUUAGAAUAAAUAUGUUCGAAAAUUAACUAAAUAUUCAAACAUACAUACCUUAUUAUUAUACUUAUAAUUAUCCAAAUAUAACUAUUUAUUUUGUAAAAAUAUAUCGUUAAUAUAAUACAAAAGAAUGUGCAGAAGAAAAAUAAAGAAAAUAUCAACUGAUGCGAUGUUGUAUACAAUAUCAACAUACAUACGUGUCAUCACGUCUAUAUCCCUUACGAGGUAGACAAAGCCAGCGGUAUCGAAAAUACUGAAAGGCCCACUGCCUAAAAGGUGAAUCCCAAGUUUACAAGCCUAUCCCUUAGUCACCUUUUACGACAUCCAUAGGAACGAGAUGGGAGUGGUCCUAUUCUUUUUUUUAUUGGUGUCGGGAACCACACGGCACGAUUGACUUAAAGUAUUAACGGUAUUAACUUUUAACACUACUGUUUAAAAAGUCACUAUUUUUAUGAGACGAAAUGUAUUUUAGGCGAAUUAUGACAAAUAAAUUGAAAUGUAAACACCAGAAUGAUGUCUUAUUGUAAUUGUAUUUAGUCUGGACGUUAGAUGUACAUAUAUACAGGGUGUUAAGAUUUUUUUUGCAAAAAUGUAGGAUACCAGGAUUUAUACGCGGCUUUGUUCGCGUUUAGUGGUAAUUUCACGAAAUUCCCAAGGGAAAAGGAGUUUACAUCGCCAAUAAUUUAUGAUUAAAUGUAACGAAUAUUUAAUAAAAAGUUAAAUAGCACCACUGCCAAGAACAAUUAUUGUCCAUUUUUAAACCGACUUCAAAAAAAGAGGUUUUCAGAUUGUAUUCAAAGUGAUUUUUUUACAGUUGAAUCCAAGGAGCACAAUAAGUAAACUUAACUACAAAAAAGUCAAGAAAUGACAACAUCAUGUGACGUUUAGGUAAAACGUCGCAGGUAAUGAUGAUUUAAAAAUUUAUAAAAUAACGACAAUCUUUAUUAGGACUAGUUGUACAAUUUUUAAGAGUCCGUGGGUUUAGCUAAAGACAAAAGAUCCAGCAAGAAGCCGUCAGAGGAUAGCGAGCUUACUUGGUGACGCCGCCAACAAAUAUUAUUAUACAUACAUACAUAAAAUCACGCCUCUUUCCCGGAGGGGCAGGCAGAGACUACCUCUUUCCACUUGCCACGAUCUCUGCACACUUCCUUCGCUUCAUCCACAUUCAUAAAUCUCUUCAUGCAAGCUCGGCGGUUUCGGGUACUUUUAUUAUUAUACCAACCCAUGAUUAGAUUGUAAUAUCACGAUAAUAACUUGAAAAUAAAUUAUAAGCUUAACAUUGUAAAACAGUCUUCUAAGUUAAAUUUUUAUGACAAAUGCCUUGGUAUAUAUUAGUAUACACCCUGUAUAUUUGACUGCCAAAUGACAAUGUAUUUAAUAUUAUACAAAUAAUAAUUAAUUUAAAUAAAAUUUUAAUAUAAAGAAAAUGUUCGGGAGUUCGAAAAAUAUUUUUUUUUCCCCCCCUCUCUUUCCCCCUCUUGGGGAUUUUCAAGGCAAAGGCCGCCUUAGGCCCCAUAAGGUCUCAUCUCAAUUACCACCAGGCAGAUUGAGGCACUAUAAUAUUCAAAACACAUACAGGGUGACAUUUAAAACAACUGCAUCCUUCUAAAUAUAGACUUUGCCCAUGCUUCUGAGCUGUUUGAGCCUAUUUUUAUUUAAAUUAAACGUCAUCAUUUUCACAUUUAAAAAAACCCUCAAAAAAUACGUCACACGCUUUAUUAAAGACCAAUACUACAAAAAGAAAUUAAAACUAAACAUGUAAAUAAAUGUCUGAAAAAUUAAUUAUUUUUCUGGUAUCAAGAUCAAGUAAAGUACAGAAUUGUCGAGAUCGCUGCGCUGAAAGAAUUGUGUCGUUGACCUCUGAAUCUUACGCAUCGCUUUUCCGCCGGCCGGGUAGAUAUGACGUAUUUAGGAUCGUGGAUUUUGAUACUUUUAUUUUUUUUAUUACUUUCUGAAAUAUGAACCGAUAUUUUUCUUUUAACGUUUUUAAAUAUCCUUUAGAUCAGUACACUUAACAGUUAAAUUUAUGCAGUUGAAUUAAAUGUCAUCCUGUAUAUCCUACAACUGUGCCAAACAGGCCGUCAUAAUAUAAACGAAUGUUAAGACAAAAAUAUAUUUUGUAAUUUUUACUACAUAUUUAAAUAUAUGUUAAAAAAAUAAUGGAAAUUGUGGAAAAAAGUUACAAGUUUAUUACAAUUUAUAGUCUAUACUAUAAUAUUACUUAUAUAAUAACUUAAUAAAUAAUAAAUAUAUACGGGACAAAUUACACAGAGUUAGUCUCGAAGUAAGUUCGAGACUUGUGUUACGAGAUACUAACUCAAACUGGACGAUUAUUGUAAAUAUAAAGUUCCUUAUAAUAAUUUGAUUAAACAUAUAUUAUUGUUACAAUCUGUAAAUUUGUGUUCUAUACUUACUUACUUGUGUAUAGCAGUAUGCUUAUGACAAAAGUCCAAUCCGUCAAAAUAUGUAUGUAAAAGUGUAAUAUAAUUAGUGUUUUUUGUU
Molecule: messenger RNA, 7732 nt
Organism: Amyelois transitella
Lineage: Eukaryota; Metazoa; Arthropoda; Insecta; Lepidoptera; Pyralidae
Gene: dlt
Product: codanin-1
Exons: 14
Coding region: 75-4313 (1412 amino acids)
Biological process (GO): chromatin organization
Cellular component (GO): nucleus
Source: RefSeq, a predicted model, not a curated record